Henningerozyma blattae CBS 6284 is the source of this 5007-nucleotide messenger RNA. RefSeq names its product serine/threonine-protein kinase GCN2 (gene GCN2). Gene Ontology annotation, biological process: DNA damage checkpoint signaling; regulation of translational initiation by eIF2 alpha phosphorylation. The record is from RefSeq and is a predicted model, not a curated record. The transcript has a single exon. Gene Ontology annotation, molecular function: eukaryotic translation initiation factor 2alpha kinase activity; protein binding; ATP binding. The coding region runs from base 1 to 5007 and encodes 1668 amino acids. Lineage: Eukaryota; Fungi; Ascomycota; Saccharomycetes; Saccharomycetales; Saccharomycetaceae. Gene Ontology annotation, cellular component: cytosol.
AUGUCAUAUAAACUCCUUACUUUACAAGAAUAUUAUGAAAUUCAAAAUAAUGAAUUAGAGGCAAUACGAUCCAUUUAUAUGGACGAUUUUGAAGAUUUAACGAGGAAAAAAUCCAAAUGGGAUAAACAACCACAGAUUAUCUUUGAAAUUUCCCUCCGAUCAACUGAAAAGGAGCCAGAAGAAUCCACGCUUACGUUACAUAUUGCAUUAACACCCAUGUAUCCUCAUACUGCUCCAGAAAUUACUUUUGAAAACGUUAAUAAUGUUUUAGAUAGUCAAUUGAGAUUAUUGACAGAAGAAUUUAAAAAAAUUCAUAAAAAUGCUAACGGCCAAGAAUAUAUUUUUGAAAUUACUUCACUUGUUCAAGAGAAAUUAGAUGAAUUUCAAAAUAUGGCAAAUCCUCAAUCAUUGGAAGAAGAAAGGUUCCAACGUUUGAAAGAAGAAGAAGAAAGGUUGAAAAAAGAAGAUGUGGAAAGAUCACAAAUGCUUGAAUUGAAAAGAGCUUCAGAACAACGCCAUAUUGAUGAAAUCGUAAGAAAAGAAAUUGAAAAAAGACAAGAUGAUGAUGAUGAAACUUUUUUUAAUCAUUCAGCACCGAUUGAUUUAUUACCUCCUCAAGGUUGGGUCUCUUCUGGAGAAGCAAUUGUUUUUUCAAAACCAAUUAGGGCAAAGCUACCGAAUAAUUCAUCUUAUAAAUUUAGAGCGGUGGUUAAUCCUCGGCCAAUAAUGUUGCAAAAUGGCAUUCUGUCAUUAGCUAGUAAUUAUCUUGUUAAACCAUAUAUUCCACCAGACUCACCUUUAACAGACUUGUUAAUGACAUCAGAACUUAUGGAAAACUUUUAUUAUUUAUUAACUGAAAUUGAUUUAGAUCAUCCACAUUUUAAUACAAGUAAUGGUAAAAAGGAGAUUUCUAACUUAGAAAAGGAAUUAGAUUCGUUGCUAAAAGUAGAUCAUGAUAAUGUUAAUAAGUUAUAUGCCUAUACAAUAGAAAGAAAAGGUAAAAAUAGUUCAAAUUUUGUUUGGAAAAUUCGUCUAUUAUCAGAGUAUUCUUAUUCUUACUCAUUAAAUGAUGUCUUGACUUCAGUAGGAUACGUGAAUUUAUCAACAGCAAGAAUAUGGAUGAUUCGUAUUCUAGAAGGUUUAGAAGCCUUACAUAAAGUGGGAGUAUAUCAUAAGUUUAUAACAUUGCAAACUAUUCUGCUAGUCAAUGAUACAGAUUUUGGUACGACAAUCCCAAAACUAAUGUGUCCCUCAUAUGGUUUUACUAUUUUAAAUAUGCUUUCAAGCUAUCCAAAUAAGCAUUUACCAACCAGUGAAUUACCAGUUUUGCAAUGGAGACCUCCUGAAUUGAAAAAUAAUACUUCAACUAAUAGUGCAAAAAUAUAUCGAACUACUGAUAUUUGGCAAUUAGGUGUCACUUUUUUGCAAAUUAUUAAUGGUGUCGACACAGUGCAGGAUUAUUCUUCACCACAAGAAUUUUUUGAAAAUGUAAAUAUUGAUGAUAGUUUAUAUGAUUUAUUUGAAAAAAUGUUAGAUACUGAUCCCAAAAAAAGAUUAGGCCCUCUAGAAUUAUUACCUAUGAAAUUUUUAAGAACAAACAUUGAUCAACUACCUAAAAAUUUAAUUAUUUCAAAUGGAGAAGGUUUGGGUUCAAAUAGACGAUCAUCGGAGGCAUUUAGCUCAAAAUCAAGAACAUUUUCUCAAUCAAGUGGAAUACGGCGUAGAUCUUUUAACGUCGGUUCGAGAUUUCAUUCUAUUAAUACUACAACAAAAUCAAGAUAUGAAUCAGAUUUCGAAGAAAUUGCUGUUCUUGGUAAAGGUGCAUUUGGGCAAGUCGUUAAAGCUCGUAAUACAUUAGAUAGUAGGUAUUAUGCCAUUAAAAAAGUUAGGCAUACAGAAGAAAAAUUGUCUAAUAUUUUAGGUGAAGUAAUGCUGUUAGCUAGCUUAAAUCACCAAUAUGUCGUCCGUUAUUAUGCAGCCUGGUUAGAGGAGGAUAUACCAGACGAAAAUGUAUUCAAUUCUUCAGAUGAUUCUUCAGAUGAUACAUCUGAAAGUGGGAGUGAAUUUUUUGGUCACUACCAGUCAUCAGACAAUGAAUUUGAUGAUGAUACUGGUGACUUAUUUAAUCAAUCGUCUAUUUUUCAAAGUAAUAGAUUGCCUAGUACUAAUGAAAAUAAUUGGGAUUUUAUAUCUGGAUCAGGUUAUCCUGAUAUUGUUUUUGAAAAUAGUGGAGACAAUGAGACUCCGGAUGGUACAACUCAAGAUGAUACUAAAAGUGAAGAAGAAAGCACAUAUAGUUCAGAUGAUGAUUCAUCUUUAGAAAUUAAUCCUAACAGAAAUAAGCAUAUUAUAAAAAAGAAUUCUCCAAAAAAAAGCACAUUGUUUAUUCAAAUGGAAUAUUGUGAAAAUAAAACUUUAUAUGACUUAAUCCAUGCAGAAAACUUAAGUGCACUUCCUGAUGAAUAUUGGAGAUUAUUUAGGCAAGUAUUGGAAGCUCUGAGUUAUAUUCAUUCGCAAGGCAUUAUUCAUAGAGAUUUAAAACCAAUGAAUAUUUUUAUCGAUGAAAACAGAAAUAUCAAGCUAGGUGACUUUGGCCUUGCCAAAAAUGUACACCGUUCAAUAGAUAUAUUGAAAAUGGAUUCUAGUACCAUAUCUGCUUCAGAAAAUUUAACUUCUCAAGUGGGUACAGCUUUAUAUGUUGCUACUGAAGUUAUGGAUGGAAAAGGUUCAUAUAACGAAAAAAUCGAUAUGUAUUCUUUGGGUAUUAUAUUCUUUGAAAUGAUAUACUCAUUUAGUACUGGUAUGGAAAGAGUCCAAAUUUUAAAAGAGUUGCGUUCAUCAUCGAUUGCAUUUCCUUCAGGGUUUGAUUCACUUAAGAUAAAAGUGGAGAAGAAAAUAAUUCAACUACUUUUAGACCAUGACCCUAGCAGAAGACCGGGUGCAGAAAAGUUACUAAAUAGUGGUCUGGUGCCAACAAAGCAUCAAGAUGAAGUCAUUAAGGAAGCCUUAAGAAGUAUUGCAGAUCCAUCUUCGCCAUGGCAACAACAGGUUCGUGAAACUCUAUUCAACCAACCUUAUAGUUUAACCAACGAUAUAUUAUAUGAUAAUUCGAAAUCUACUAUAACUCCAUUCAUGCAAAUAUUAAGAUCUCAGAUGACUGAGGAAGUUAUUAAAAUCUUUCGAAAUCAUGGUGGUAUUGAAAAUAAUGAGCCCACAAGAAUAUUUCCUAAAGCACCAAUUUAUGGUACGCAAAAUGUAUAUGAGAUAAUAGACAAAGGUGGUACUGUUUUACAACUCCAGUAUGAUUUAACGUACCCUAUGGCACGAUACCUUUCAAAAAAUCCGAAUUGUGUUUGUAAGCAAUAUCGAUUCCAGCAUGUUUAUAGGCCACCUCAAAAAACAAAAUCUAGUCUAGAACCAAGGAAAUUUGGUGAAAUUGAUUUUGAUAUUAUCUCCACUUCAUCUUCAGAUUCUCCAUUUUAUGAUGCAGAAAGUAUAAAAAUCAUUGAUGAAAUUUUGACAGCUUUUCCAGUAUUUGAGAAAAGUAAUACUCAUUUCGUAAUCAAUCAUUCUGAUAUUCUGGAAAGUGUUUUUAAUUUCACAAAUAUUGAUAAAGCCCAGCGUGCUUUGAUUUCAAGAUUGUUUUCUCAAAUUGGUUAUGCUAAAACAUUUAAGGAUAUAAAAAAUGAUUUAAAAGUGCAGUUUAAUCUCUCAUCUACAUCAUUAAAUGACUUAGAACUGUUUGAUUUUAAAUUAGACUUUGAUUCUGCAAAGAAGAGAUUGCAUAAAUUGAUGGUUGAUAGUCCACAAUUACGUAAAAUUGAAGAAGCAUUAUCUCACAUAUCAAAGGUAUUGAAUUUCUUAAAACCAUUGGAAGUUUCAAGAAAUAUCGUUAUAUCUCCAUUAAGUAACUACAAUAGUGCGUUUUAUAAAGGGGGAAUAAUGUUUCAAGCUGUAUAUGACGAUGGCUCUUCAAGAAAUUUAGUAGCAGCUGGUGGUCGUUAUGACAACUUAAUUAAUUAUUUUGCUAGGCCUUCUAGUGAUAAAAACGCAGGCAAUAUUCAUCGUACUGUGGGUUUUAAUUUAGCUUGGGAAACCAUAUUUGGUAUAGCUCAAAGCUAUUUUAAAGUAACUGCUCGCAGUAAAAAUAAAAAGAGAAAUAAGUUUUUAAAGGAUACAGCAGUUGAUUGGAAACCAAGUCGUUGUAACGUUCUUGUAUCUAGUUUUACAAAAUCGCUGCUGAAUACAGUAGGUGUGGAUAUUCUGAACCAGUUAUGGAAGCGUAAUAUCAAGGCUGAUUUUUUAAGAAAUUGUUAUACUGUAGAAGAUGUUGUAUCUGGAGCUCAAAAAGAUGGUGUUGAGUGGGUAAUUUUAAUCAAACAGCAAAACUACGUGGGAGCAAAUAAUAAGAGAAAAUAUAAGCCUUUAAAAGUUAAAAAAUUAUCAAGUGAUGUUGAUAUAGAUGUCACACUCGAUGAAUUUUUAGUAUUAUAUCAGCAAGAAACACAUCUUAAUCAGAAUAUUGAUUCUAAUGCUCUAUUAGAUGAGUCUAUAGCAGAUGACAAUUCUAAAUGGGAUGAUCACAGCAGCACAAGCAGUGAUAAUCAUAAUGGUGAUAAAGAUGAGCCUCCAUGUGAUAACCAAAAGGUCAUUUUUAUACCAAAUCUUGCUGCUAAGUCAAAAAAAUCGAACAAGCGCGACAAGUGGGUUUAUGAAAGUGGGGCUAGGAAUAUUUCAAAAUCGAUAAUUCAUAGUUUAUCCACUGCUCCUAUUAUUACUGUAGAUGCGAUUAGGGAUGAAACACUAGAAAUCAUAGCUAUUACAUCUCUUGCUCAAAAAGAGGAGUGGCUUCGUAAGGUUUUUGGAGCUGGUAAUAAUUCAACACCACGCAGUUUUGCAACAAGUAUAUACAAUACACUCUCUAAGGAAGCAACUAAAGGUCAUAAAUGGGCAAUUCUGUGCUGUCACAAAUCAGGUAAAUCAUGUGUGGUCGACUUACAACGCUAA